CCGUCGCCAUCUGCCUCGACCACGCUCGCUACGAGUCCCCGCUCCGCUCCGCUCGACCCUUCAAUUUGCGUCGUUCACUCACUCGCAUGGCUCCAAUCACCGAACCGUCGCAUCUGCUCAAUCCACUGGUCACCUCGCUGCAACUGGAGACAUCAUCCUCGCAACUCGAUGGGAUUCCCAAAGACAUCGAGGAUUCCACCCGGUUCGCGACCGCCAGCCUGAUCCAGGCCGCAGGCAUCUUGCUCCACCUUCCGCAGGAAAUCAUCGCCCAGGCAAUAGUCGUGCUGUCUCGUUUCUGGGUUGGUCCUGAUGGAGGGAGCAUUCUCGAUCACGACGCCGAGGAAGUUGCCGCUGCGGCACUUUACCUCGUUGCGAAGCCAUCUGCAUUCCCCAUCACUCCUCGACAAACUCUGACUACAAUAAAGUAUCUCUCGAGUCUUCCCCUAGCUGGACUCACGUCGCUUGACAUGAGCACCAAGCUGGGUUUCUCGGACUGGCACCUACCUGAAAGUCAAUAUGAGGCUGCAAGAAACCGACUGUUUGAGAUUGAGGGCCACAUUCUACGUGUGCUCGGCUUUCAGACUCAUGUUGCGCUUCCUCACACGCUCUGCAUCAACUACCUGCAGACCAUCGAUGCUUUCCAGAGCAGCACAGGUUCACUCGUGGCCAAGGCUGCCUUUGCACAUCUGAACAGCGCCUUGCUGAGCCCGCAACUGUUAUACCUCACACAUCAGCCUUCAGCGCUGGCCGUGGCUGCAAUCUAUCUGGCAAGCAGAGAAGUCGACGUAAAACUUCCAGAAGUCGAGUGGUGGGAAGUCUUCGAUGUCGAUCGGGAAGAGCUCGGCUUCCUCGUCGUCGCUUUCCGAAGCAUAGCAGGUUUUGCUCUCAAAGAGCAGGGCAAGUGGUCCGAACGCAAAGCACCGAUGACAGUAGUGGAAGUUCGGGCAGAGGUGGAGCGCUAUCGAACGCGCGGAUUGGGAGACUAG
This is a messenger RNA of Zymoseptoria tritici IPO323, 986 nucleotides long. RefSeq lists its product as uncharacterized. Gene Ontology annotation, biological process: regulation of transcription by RNA polymerase II. Gene Ontology annotation, molecular function: cyclin-dependent protein serine/threonine kinase regulator activity. Lineage: Eukaryota; Fungi; Ascomycota; Dothideomycetes; Mycosphaerellales; Mycosphaerellaceae. The coding region runs from base 87 to 986 and encodes 299 amino acids. The transcript has 2 exons. Gene Ontology annotation, cellular component: nucleus. The record is from RefSeq and is a predicted model, not a curated record.